This is a messenger RNA of Monoraphidium neglectum, 1461 nucleotides long. RefSeq lists its product as hypothetical. The transcript is spliced from 7 exons. The coding region runs from base 1 to 1461 and encodes 486 amino acids. Lineage: Eukaryota; Viridiplantae; Chlorophyta; Chlorophyceae; Sphaeropleales; Selenastraceae. Gene Ontology annotation, molecular function: 2-oxoglutarate-dependent dioxygenase activity. The record is from RefSeq and is a predicted model, not a curated record.
AUGGCAGCAGUGGCCUGGUCCGUGGUGCAGCUGCAGAAGGCCGGCGGCUGGGCGUGUGCCGGCACGGCAGUGCUGCAGGCCGGCCCUGGAGGCUGCCUAAUGCCCGCGCGCUACGAAACGUACGACGCGCUUGUGGUGCAGGUUGAGGGCGCGCGGCGCGUGCUGCUCGUGUCGCCCGAUAUGGCGUUUCGAGGCGCCACUCCAUUUCCGGUAGCGCACCCCUAUGAUGGCUACAGCUGCCUGGAUUUUGAGGACCCCGAGGUUGAGCACUGGCCCAGGGCCAAGGAGGUGCGUGGCAUUGUCGUCGACCUGCAGCCGGGUGACACCCUGCUCAUCCCAGCGUUUUGGUUCGCACACACGCAGCUGCUGGACAACGCACACCAGCCCCCUGGUCCCCCGCCAACGGCGGCUGCAGCAGCGACAGCAGCAGCUGCUGCUGGAUCUACCAAGGCCGAGGGCGGCAGCGCGGCCAUCAUCCUGAGGCUGCAGCCUGCUGCAGCACAAGAGGGCAAGGCGGCGGCUGCGGAGGCGAUCGCAGGGCAGGUGGAGGCGGAGGCUGGGGUGCCAGGGGCGCGUCACGGUGGCGGCAGGCCGCUGGGGGAUGGGGCCCUGAAGCUGCAGAUGUCCCGCAUGGUGGAGGCCGUGGUGGCGGAGGAAGUCGGGGCGGCCAACGUGCGCAAGUGGCUCAAGGUGCUGUCUGACAGCCGUGAGUGGGAGCAGCUGGAUCUGGGUACGCCGCAGGGCUACCGACAGCUUCGCGUGUGUGAAGUGGUGAUGAAGCAGGCGCAGUGUGUCCUUGGGCUGCUGGAGCCCCCUGCGCUGCAAGCCCUGAUCCGGGAGGGCGAGGCGUGCCGCGCGUUGCAGAGCACAGCGCGCGGCGGCCUGCGCGCGCUGCUGCUCCCCCACAACGACGCUGGCAGCACAAACUGCAGUGGCAGCGGCGGGGCUCACAGCGACAGCUGCAUCGCCGUUGGCAGCAACGAUUACCACAAUGGCCAGGGGGUGAACAAUCCAGCUCGUGCUGAGGCUUUUGUGAAGCCGCAGCAGGUCCUUGCCGCUGCAGCAGGAGCGGGGUUGUGCACAGCCAGCGUGCUGACGGCGAUGGGCGGCAAAGGCAGCCGCGCAGCCCGGCCUGGAAGUGGCUGCAGCGGCAGACUGAGGGACAGCUGCUACAGCGGCGUGGACGAGCGGAUGCUUGAGGCGGCGGCGCGGUCCUUCUUUGCGCUCAUGUGUGAUGGCCGGCUCUUCGCCACCGACUGGCUGAACGAGGUCCGCGGCAUCAAUGAGCCGCGAUACUUACUGCAGGAGCCCGAUGCCGAGGCGGCGCGCUACCCGCAGCUCUUCCGCCACAGGCUGCUAGCCGAGCGGCCGGACUGGCGCGACCAUGCCCGCCUGCUGCCGCCCUCAGGAGGGCAGCGCCUGCUGGCGGGCGCUGCAGGCCGUGCCGAUGGCAGGGGCUAA